Alternaria rosae is the source of this 1292-nucleotide messenger RNA. RefSeq lists its product as uncharacterized. The record is from RefSeq and is a predicted model, not a curated record. The transcript has 2 exons. The coding region runs from base 961 to 1239 and encodes 92 amino acids. NCBI's taxonomy places the organism in Eukaryota, Fungi, Ascomycota, Dothideomycetes, Pleosporales, Pleosporaceae.
GUGUCCACCUACCUUGGUUCCUGAGUCUUGCGAUGAUAGAAAGCAUCAGCCCUUUCCAUACGCUAGUGUUGCCUCUCAACGCCCUCGCAUGCAUGACGACCCUUCUUUCCAUGACUCUUUGGAUGCACCACAAACCAUGGUCUUUCAUUGCAUGUUCAAACUAUGGUUGCACAUCAUAUCGUCGCCGCAUAGUAUUCUCCCAUACUUGCAAUGUAACUCUCAACCACUCAAAAAAAGUUGUUGCUUGGUUCUUGUACACGUGUUGUGCUGGCAGGUCAUACCGAUAUUGAUGAACCGCGGGAGUACUGGAAUUUCCCAGUGUCCUGAAGCUACGGGGUUUGUCUGUAUUAGACAUGACUCUGGUUGACACAAUGUUAGGGUUAGUGUGGGAGAUGUGCGCGGCCGUCGAGGUUGUGGAAUGAACGAGCAACGUGCCGAUGACCUAUACCGUGAAUGUCGCUUGGCCGACGUCUGUGCUGCUGACUAUCCCUACUCAUGAUUCUGGGAUACUCCAGGGUAAAGCCGAGUCGGUUCGCGACAGCAAAAUUUAGUGUGAACUCAAUGGCGUGAACUUAUUCAGGGUCUGCAACUUUGGGUAAGAAGCAGCCACCACACGACUCAGCCAUUGUUGUAAGAUUAGGCAUAACAAGACGAAGAGUUGUUGUGCGAAAUUCAACUGAACAAGGGAGAAAGUCAUCCCUUGCAAAGCCCGAUGUAUCUCGUAUUGCAGCGAUGAUCAAGACACUUGUCGCUUCAGGCGGUCUGUAGGCGAGAGCGGGGCGGAAGGAUGAUGCGCAAAGCUCGCUCGGUUGGCGUUCAACUUUGUUCGAGAAGCGUUCGAUGCUUUCGUGUGCGGGGGUAUCCCUGACCUGGCUUUUCUGCGCACUGCGAUAGACGAGAUCUUACCAUGUCUCAGCGGGCGCCCGCGAAAGACACUCUGCGAACGAGCGACAAUCUGCCAUGUUCCACAGACUUCUCUGGCGCUGUAUUCUUUGGGUUGCAUCGAGUGCAGACUUCCCUGCGCGCGCACUUGUAGCGGCAAUGCAGCAUCGCUCGUCGCAUCGCAUGUCGCGUCGCAAAGUCCAACCAGAUUGUUUGGCGCGAAGUUUGUUCGGCGACAAUGGUGAGGUGUCCAGUAGAUAUCUCGACACGUGUUGGCGGCCUCCUAGUGCUACCCAGGCGGAAGGACAAGUCUUGCCGGCGAUGCACCUCGUACAGGUUGGUCACACUCAGCUCUAGCAGGCAAUGGCUUAACCCGAUGUACGUUUAUUUACCCGCAGAUAACCCAUGGG